UAGAUUGAUAGCGGCUUCCUGAAAAUGUGACGAUGCACGUGGAAAGGGAAAGACAUGGAUACACGAAAGGGGGUCCUGCCGGUUCCUCCCUGAGCCUUGGAACAGCUCCGUGCGUGCGGGGCCCUGAGGAGCACGGACGCCUCUACAGCGCUGUCGUGGGACGCCAGGAAACGCAGGGCCCGGCCGCCCGCAGUCCCGAGCGAGGCAGCCGGCGCGCCGCCGCCGCCCCCUUGCCCUGCGUGCCGCAGCCCCUGCCCGGCGGGCGCGGGGAGCCGAGCGGACAGCGAGCGCGGCCGCCGCGGAGCCGGCACCUGGAGGCCAUGGAGGAAAGAUCGGCAGAGACCGGUGCCAGUGUGGAUGACUCGGCGCCCCCCUCGGUGGCCCAGCUGGCUGGGCGGUUUAGGGAGCAGGCAGCGGCUGCAAAGGAGACACCAGCCUGUAAGCCAACAAGAAGGAAACCGCCCUGCUCCCUCCCCCUGUUCCCCCCCAAGGUAGAGCUGGGCCAGAACGGUGAGGAGAAAUCACCGCCCAAUGCAAGCCACCCUCCUAAAUUCAAGGUGAAGAGUUCGCCUCUGAUUGAGAAGCUUCAGGCCAACUUAGCUUUCGACCCAGCAGCCCUGUUGCCUGGCGCCUCCCCCAAGAGUCCCGGACUCAAGGCCGUGGUGUCACCGUUCCAGAGCCCGCCGUCCACCCCCAGCAGCCCUGGCGUGCGGAGUCAGGCCGGCGAGCUGGAGGAGGUGCCGGUCAGCUUUGACCAGCCCCCCGAGGGCAGCCACCUGCCCUGCUACAAUAAGGUGCGGACGAGGGGCUCGAUAAAAAGGCGCCCCCCCUCCAGGCGGUUCCGAAGGUCUCAGUCGGACUGUGGGGACCUGGGAGGUUUCAGGGCCCCCGAGUCUUCCCAGGAGAAUGGUGCCAAGGAAGAGAAUGGGGAUGACGUGUUCCCAGCCAAGAGCAAGGCCCCGGGGUCCCCGCUGCCCAGCGAGGGGCCGGCAGGGGAGCUGGGGUCCCAGGAGAAGCCGCCUCUGAGGAGGCCGUCCAGCAGGACCGAGAAGCAGGAGGAGAAGGGCCGGGCCCCGGAGGACGCCCAGCACCCCCAGGAGGCCGUGGGGGGCUCUGGCGAGGAGGCGGCUCAGCCGGCCCAGGAGGCCGCCAACGGGCGCGGGAGCCCCACAGAGGAGAAAGCAGCCGGAGCGCAGCCGGAAGAGCCUGCGGAGGUGGAGGAGGAGGGGGCAGGAAACGGAGAGGAUGAGCCGGGGCCGAGGAGCCCAGACACCACGCCGCUGGCGGGGGAGGCGCCCGGGGAGGCCCCGCCGAGCCCCCCCGGGGGAGCAGAGGGCGAGCAGGGGAAGGCCGAGGAGGGGGCCGUUCCGGAGCCAGGCUGCAGCCCCAGCGCGGCCCCCGAGACCGAGGGUGACACUCCUGUCCAGGACACUAAGAUGUGAGCAGCUUUGUGCCUAGUGACAAAGCUGCUGGAGACCUCUCUCUAGAAGUAGCAGCAACAGUAGCAGCAGCAAAUGCAGCCAUCGCCGAAGCAGAAUCCCGCGCAGGGUCGGAGGCAGCCGGAAGACAGAGUGUGUCAUUUCCAGGUCUCCAUGCCGAACCCUCCCUCACAGAGACCAGCCGAGGGCAGGAGCCUCGUAUCAGCUUGAGUUUGUGUCACUGGAUGGACCUGGUUAAAAACAAACAAAAUUAUUUAAAACAAUUUACUGUGGUGGCAGCUCCCAGGAACCCCGCUGGUCAAGGGUGGGGCCUGCGUCCCAGCCACACCCACCUGCCUCGGAACUGGAUUCUGAUUUAGCUUAUCCAAUUUUGUUUGUGUAAAGUGAUAGCCUUUGUACUGUUUGGGAGUUUUUGCGAUUCGCAGAUGUAUGUACAAACGAAUUCUGGUGGCUGGGAACAGAAGAGCCUCGUGUUGCUGGAAACAAGUCCUGUAAGUUACGAAGACCUUCAAUUGCAGCCAGACCCCGAGACAGUCUCUCAGCUUCAUCCAAGUUGGAACUGGCCAGCCAGUUUUUAAAAGCUUGGACUGGAAAGAGAUACUUAUUGCAGCAUUAAAAAAUGGGUAUCUGUUCCAGCCACGGGAGCUUUUACUUUGGGUAGUUUUCUGGUUGAUGGCACACUGGGAGGUGACAGGUCAGCCCUCCCUCUUCUGCCAGGGACGAGGAGGUGGGGCAGGGAGCAAAUCUCAUGGCGAGGCAGAUGUCCUGAGGUUUCACGGCUCUGGGCGCCCCAUUGGCUCCGUGCAGAGCGAGGGCACCUUAACCAUGCCUGCCCUCUGACUUGUCCUGGGAGGGGGAGAUUCGCACUUUCAGAAGGAGAUCUUUCUCGCUCAAAGCGGCACGUUUUGAAAGGUACAUAACAAACACAUCCUUCCCAGAGUCCCUGGGAAGCUGCUCUUGAAUCAAAGCCCAGGCUCUCUUUCCAGACUCAGGACGGUUGGGUCUUCUGUCUGUUCUCACUGGGUAGCUUUCGCUUUUUCUUUGUGGAAAGGGCGGGGGGGGGGGGGGGUUUGCAAGGAACAGGGGCCUGACUCCCUGUUCAUUGACCAAUACCCUGUCCCCUCUUGAUGCACUGCCACCCAAAGAUGCCAGUCCAAAGAAGUGAUCCUUAGGGUCGGUUCUCAACUCAGAUUUGAGUACUUCAGGGUCUCGUCGUGCUAAUGAGGUAGGUGGAGCAGCUGUUUUCCUGGGGGUCUGUGAGACCACCUCCUACCCUGACUCAGACACAGUCCUCUGGACAGAGGGCCUUAUGUCACUGCUGGGACCUCAAAGUUCUCAUCCAUGACCGUUUUCCUAAUGCCAGAAUAGUGUUCAUACUCGGGAUAUAUACUUUUUCAAAACUAUUUUUAAAUACAUGCGUCUUCGAAAACUUGUAACAUAGUCAAGCCCAAUAUUAGUUUUAUGUUUUAGCAGAAUUUUAGAGAGAUGUGUGUUUCAGUUAACUUGAAGUCUGUUAAUGUGUAUCUAUCCAUCCAUCCAUCCAUCCAUCCAUCCAUCUUUCCAUCCCUCCCUCCCUCCCUCCAUAUCUAUCCUUCAUCUAUCUAUCAUCUAUCAACAGAGAUAUACAAACAGUUCUAUAUGGGUUUGUGUUGUUUCUACACACACGCAUAUUCAAGCCAGAGUUUAGUGAAUGUGUGCACGGCUAUGAGCAUGUGUGUCAUAAAGGGGACAUCUGCCACUUUACUUGAAAAAGGAGUGGAACAGAAAGCUUGGGAUAUAGAUGUGAAGAUGAAACUUUCUGUCUGGAGUGGCUACACCUUACAGUAGCAGGUGAGUAAGGAGCAAUGCAAUACGACAAGAAUGUGACACAGGGAACGGGUGUCAUGGGGUCAGAAUACCUUCCUAUCUGCCCGGUUCCUCAUUAGACACAUUUCUGGAUCUAUUUUGUGAGAAAACAGAGGCCCUAUUCCCAGAGGUUGUUAGUGAUGGGGACCCUUGGCAGGGAGUUCAUGACGCGCGGGAGCCUCGGCUCCUGCCAUGGGGCCGGGCCGGCUGUUUAUCACUGUCCUUCGCGAAGCAGCCGUGACGAUGUGUGGCAUUUGCAGAUCUGGGAUUUCAAAGUUGAGGAUCAAAGGGAUCCAUGCGUGUCUUAGGUGGUGCAAAGUCCUCACCGGGCCGGGAAGAUUUUGUCUCCUUCAGGCUUCCCUGAAGGAAAGGCUUGAAAGAAAAAUGGAUUCUGUAUCAGCCACAAGGCUAACGAAAGGGGCAGAGUCACUCCCUUGUGCCUUUGUCAUCCAGCCGGAACUUCACACUGUCUUUCCUUUCUCCAGAACCGGAGCAAGGGGAAGCCCCGGGGCGCUCUGAAGGGGUGUGCCAGUAUUGGGUGGGGGCUGCUACGCUGCUUCAGCGGCACACAAUGGCCACAUGGCCACGAGACGCCCGCGGCCUGGGCACUCCGCGCUGCUCGCCGAGGUCACCGUGAACCGUGCCGGUUUGGGCCUGUGGCCAGUAGGCGAGACGAUAAGUACGUGUCCAACAAAAGGAAGAAAUUAGUGGACAGGCAACCAGUUCAUCAUCUUCUUGUGAAUAAAUACUCUUGGAGUGUAAUAAUUUCAUACAGUUGAAUGAAUGAGGACCUUCAGUUGCUAAUGAAAGAAACCCACUCAAAUCGGCUGAUGAAAAACAGAAAACUAUGAAUCCAUCUCCCUCUCUCCCUCUGCCCUUCUCUCUCUCUCUCCAAAAUACACCGAAUAACGUGAGUUAAAAAUCCAUGCAUAGACCUAAUGCAACUCUGAAGCAGUAUCAGAAACCUCUCAUUCUUGGUCUCUGCGUUCCUCUGCGUUGGCCACACUCCCAAGCGGGCUCUUCACAGCCUGCAAACCAAUCAGAAAGAGAGUACUCUUUUCCAAUAACACUGGGGGGAAAGCCUGCAAAGGUUUUGUGUGGACGCCUGUGGGUCACAUGUUCAUACCUGAACUAGUCUUUAUGAUCGAGGAGAUGCAGAGAUCAGAUUGGCCAGGCCUGGGUCACCUGACACCCCCCUCCCCCCGGCCCCUGCCGGGAGCUAAGGGUCAAUCCUGUGCAAUCGGCAAUGGGAACAACAGGUGUCAAAUGGGGCGCUGUUACCGGAAACUAUGCUGGGUAGGUGUGUGCGCGACACACACACACGCCAGAUGUGUCCAAUAGGGAAAUCCCAGACACACCAAACUCCUAUUCCAUUGUUUACUAAAAAAUUAAAAUUUUUAAAAUCAACUUCAUGCUCUAUGGACCAGGUAAAAUAGCAUGAAGAGAAUGCUCCUGUAUGAUGUGUGAGCAGGUGACUUCUGAAGAUAUCAAGACCACUGAGCAAAAUGCAAGUGCUACUCAAAUAAAAUGGAAUUUGUCUUCAUAAGCCACCAACGGAAGUCAGUCUCCUGAUUUCAUGGAGUAAUGUAUUGCUUGUCCAGAGCUAAGCUGGAGCUCCCUGAGGGUGAAGACGCUGUCUGUAUUGUUCGUUAUGCACAGUGCCUCAUGCACUAUAGGUGCUCAAUAAAUAUUUGUUAAGUGAUGAAUGAAUAAACUGA
Messenger RNA from Hyaena hyaena (striped hyena), 5002 nucleotides. It is a transcript of the gene RCSD1, whose product is annotated as RCSD domain containing 1. Gene Ontology annotation, cellular component: WASH complex; early endosome. Gene Ontology annotation, molecular function: retromer complex binding; actin filament binding; phosphatidylinositol phosphate binding. The transcript has 8 exons. Gene Ontology annotation, biological process: protein localization to endosome; skeletal muscle contraction; retrograde transport, endosome to Golgi. Lineage: Eukaryota; Metazoa; Chordata; Mammalia; Carnivora; Hyaenidae. The coding region runs from base 33 to 1442 and encodes 469 amino acids. The record is from RefSeq and is a predicted model, not a curated record.